Molecule: messenger RNA, 3006 nt
Organism: Blumeria graminis f. sp. triticale
Lineage: Eukaryota; Fungi; Ascomycota; Leotiomycetes; Helotiales; Erysiphaceae
Source: the annotation of a GenBank genome assembly
AUGCCGGACCAAGAAGAUGAACCAGUUCUUAAUCGCCAGUCUCCGGGGCUCAUGGCGCCAUUGACCAACCAUGCAUCCUGGAAGUUAACGCAUCAAGAUGGUAUCCCCAAAUUUACAGCGGUUUCAGCAUCAUCCAAUGUAGAUAAUAAGUUUACCAGCGAACAUGAAAAUUCGCUUCACAGGCUUCCUUCGCUACACCAUCGAUCGAUCGAGUAUGCAAUGCAACCACCUUGCAGUCCGGAUGACGAAGAAGAAUGUGCAGCUCGCCCAUUUCAGCGAAAAACGAGUCUCGACACAGAUUCCAAGCGAAAGAAAGGUUCAAAAUACGAAAAAGUGGACGAUUUAGGUGUUUGCAAGAUGCAUCGUUUUACCUUGUAUGAGACAGCAACUCGUUUUUACAUAGUUGGAGCUGAUGUAAUGGACAAGAAGUUUCGAAUCCUUAAAAUUGAUCGUACUGCUGACAAAGGAGAACUACAUAUAGCGGAAGAUCAGAUCGUAUAUACUAAAAAUGAAAUGAGCCAGCUGCUUAAUACGAUCGAUGAUGGAAAUAAAUCUACAGGGGGUAUGAAGCUACGAUGCAGUACAUGGGGCUUGUUAGGCUUUAUACGGUUUACAGGAAUUUAUUACAUGCUUGUGAUCACCAAAAGAAGUCAAAAGGCAAUGGUUGGUGGUCAUUAUAUUUAUUCCAUCGAUGGAACUGAGCUUAUACCUCUAACAACUGGUUCCAAAUCCCGAUUUAAGCCAGAGGCUAGAACACCAGAAGAAACUCGCUUCCUCAACAUUCUCGGAAACUUGGACUUAACUAGGUCCUUUUACUUCAGCUAUUCCUACGAUAUCACACGCACCCUACAGCAUAACAUCGUUACAGAGAGAGAAUUUGUUGCUCAAGGUAAAACUUUUCCACACAACUUAAAUUAUAAUCAAAUGUUUAUGUGGAACGAUUAUCUACUUAAGCCUGCACUUGAUAUGCUGAAAAAUACAUAUGACUGGUGCCUUCCAGUUAUUCACGGUUACAUUAACCAGUCUGAUCUCGAUGUUUACGGAAGAAAUGUCUUUAUCACGGUCAUUGCUAGACGCUCAAGACAUUUUGCAGGAGCACGCUUCUUAAAGCGGGGUGUCAAUGACCAGGGCUAUGUCGCAAACGAUGUUGAGACCGAGCAGAUAGUAUCAGAGGUACUUACCACAUCAUUUCAUGCCCCAGGACCUAGGCUCUUUGCGAAUUCAAAUUUUACUUCUUAUGUUCAGCAUCGGGGUAGUAUUCCGCUUUACUGGACUCAAGAAAAUACAGGAGUAACACCUAAACCGCCCAUCGAGCUUAAUUUGAUUGAUCCAUUUUACUCAGCGGCAGCGUUACACUUUGAUAAUUUAUUCGAGAGGUAUGGAGCCCCGGUUUAUGUCCUAAACCUUGUUAAGUCACGAGAAAGAAUGCCCCGAGAAUCCAAGUUGUUAGACGAAUUUACAGAUGCUAUUAACUAUCUCAAUCAAUCUCUUCCUGUAGACAAGAAGAUUAUACAUAAAGCAUGGGAUAUGAGUCGGGCCUCAAAAAAUCCAGACCAAGAUGUUAUUGGUACACUGGAAAGCAUUGCCGAAGAGGUAGUUACCGCUACAAGUAUUUUUCGUAAUGGAGACGGAAAGACCACCCCCGGAAUGGUGCAGAAUGGAAUUGCUAGAACAAACUGUAUCGAUUGUUUAGACCGAACAAAUGCAGCGCAAUUUGUUAUAGGGAAAAGAGCCCUUGGCCACCAGCUUCACGCUCUCGGUAUUAUUACUGAAACUUAUCUUGCCUAUGAUACAGAUGCCAUCAACCUUUUUACUCAUAUGUACCAUGAUCAUGGUGACACUAUUGCGGUACAGUAUGGUGGGUCGCAAUUAGUUAAUACCAUGGAAACAUACAGGAAAAUUAAUCAGUGGACAAGUCAUUCAAGAGAUAUGGUAGAAAGCUUUAAACGAUAUUACAAUAACUCCUUUCUUGACGGCCAGCGCCAAGAAGCAUAUAAUCUUUUCUUGGGAAACUAUAAAUUUGAGCAUGGUAAGCCACUUCUCUGGGAUCUCGCCACUGAUUAUUAUCUCCAUCAUGCCAACCCUAGAUCUUUUUCCAGCAAAAAUCGCCGCUCCUAUAUUGAAUGGUAUACACCAGAAAACUUGAACAGAAGAUUAUCUCCAGAAUACAAAAUCACAUUCGAGGAAACUGUUGGUAAACCAUUAGGAUAUUUUGAUGAUUACUGGCUCGAGUACUAUAAGCCGCUUGCCUUAUCUUCUCUUCAAAAAAUUUACUCAUAUCCAGGCAAAAUGAAUUCAUCCUUACGAUAUAUUCCCGUCCGUUCUAUCCAUGAAGGAGUAUACAGCCUUUCGCCUUUUACAGUACGCACUCACUUCGAUCAAGAAUUAAAAAGGAUAAAACGGGGAGCAAUGAAUACGAAUCAAAUCGAUGAGCUAGAUCAGGUUGUGGAAGAUGAUAAUGCUUCUGUAAAAUCAGGAACAACUAAUAAUACAAAGCGUAUUUCAAUACAGCGCUGGCUUCAGCCCAUCCAUGAAAUUUCCUAUACAGGCCAUGCAGUGAAAGAAUCAACCAAUCUUUCUGAGCCUUCAAAGCAAAAAUUAACUCCCCUUGAUAAAAAUCGUGCAGCUCAGUGGACAUUUACUCAAGUAGUGCAUGAAUCACUUAACCCUAAAGUAUCAAUGCAGGAAGCAGAUGAUUAUGCUUAUUACAUUCUACACCCUCAAACUUUGCCGCUGGUCGUCCGAACGGAAACUCCAACAGACAGUGGAUCUGAGUACCUGGAUUACGUAAAUACAAGUUGGCAGGAUGUUGGUCUCAUGAAGAUACCUGACGAAGAUAACUCUAGCAGCUGUGGACUUGAAGAUUUAGCCGAGUAUAAAGCAUUCUUAGCUGUUGCUGAGAAUCCUUUGACCGUCACUGAAGAAGAUUUACCCAAGAAGCGAUACAAAGCCUACCGAAAAUGGCUAGUCGGAAAAAGUUUAUUUAAGCAGCAACCCAUUGAUUGA